Pomacea canaliculata is the source of this 5446-nucleotide messenger RNA. RefSeq names its product schwannomin-interacting protein 1-like. Gene Ontology annotation, cellular component: plasma membrane; cell junction. Gene Ontology annotation, biological process: positive regulation of hippo signaling. Bases 643 to 1338 code for a protein of 231 amino acids. NCBI's taxonomy places the organism in Eukaryota, Metazoa, Mollusca, Gastropoda, Architaenioglossa, Ampullariidae. The transcript has 7 exons. The record is from RefSeq and is a predicted model, not a curated record.
UUUGGGACAGUGGGAAAAAGAGAGGUAAGGGAGGAGGUGGGGAGGAGCGACGUGCUGUCUUGAAUUGAGCAGACGUGAGAACUGUAGUCAACGACGAUUUGGACAAUUUUUGUUCGACAACCGCCCGCCUGGCUGAGGUCGAUAUUGUGUCGAGCUCGUGUCGACUUUGAGACGUCUGUGGGGCUUAACCAGCUGCCGCCUACAAAGUCUCGCCAUUUCCCUGACAGCGCUGCGAGAGGACCGUGGGUGGCGGCGGUGGCUCCACCUAGUGGAAUGUUUACGGUAGUCGGUGUACGCCUGCCAGAGAGCCUGCCAGAUUCCUACCAACGCUUCUCUCACCGACUGAAGGUCUAGGGACUUUUUUCUGCCUCGGCAGACGUCUCCAGAAAGCGGUGACACGUUUGGACGAGGUGUUCUUGCAACUGGAUCAUAUUAUCCUCGCGACCUUAUGUAAAACCCACAGCCUGCGUCUUCUGCAUCAAGCCAGCCUCCUGUUGCCUGAGAAUGAUGUUCUAUGUGAUCGGGCUUUGCCGAGGGCUUUCACAGAGUUUGUAGCACAGUGAAAAAAAAAGCAUCAUCGCUAACGAAGUCUGACAUCUUCGCAGAUUUGCGGGUGGUACACCCCUAGUGUCAGAUCUGUGAAUGACAGCAAUGAAGUAUUUUUGUCUGAUGUUGGCGCGGCAGACGGACCGCGAGGAGAUCCGGCGCAGGCUGGCCAUGGGCACGGACGAGGAGUAUUAUGGGGGCGAGCGGACCUUCAAGAAGCCCUCGCUGUCGGCUCGCCUACAGGGCGGCAUGAACCUCCAGAUCUGCUUCGUCAACGACGCAGCUGCCUCUAGUGAGGACGGUGACAUCACACCCACGGCAGCGCCCUCUAGCAUCCCCGUCAUGGCCAGCACCAGCCAGAGCUACCACAACCUCAGCGCCGUCUCACCUGCUGCAGGGCCGAAGGUCAAAGGUCCGACGCCCAGGUGUACAGACACGCGGACAUCCAAGAACAGGCCUCUCUCUGAUCCGGGCAUCCUGGCAGCCCAGCUGUCCCUGCCGCCAUCAGCACAGGAGCACGAGAGCUUGCUGGAGCGUCAGCAGCGACUGCAGCAGGAAGCCAGAAUUGCACUUGCACAGGCCAGUAACAUGGCACGCAUGCAGCUUGAGGUGGAGAGGCAGACAAAGAAGAAGUCUCCUAUUGCUGAUAUAGUGGGGCUGCCAGAACUGGCAGAUGGUCGGACCAUUAAACUGUCAAGAAAGGUUUUGCUGGAAAUGAACCUGGCACAGCUGCAGGUCCUUGUCAAUGAUCUUCACACCCAGAUAGAGAGUCUUAAUGAGGUCACCUACUGAUUGAAAGAGACGACUUGCACAUGGAGCAGGACUCCAUGCUGGUGGAUAUAGAGGAUCUGACCAGCUUUGCCCAGCACAUGUCUGAAACCAACAACAACAAGGCAAACCUCAACAACAGGAACUCGGCUUUGUCCCACAGCAAGCAUUUUAACUGACAGCCAUCAUAUCAGUGCUACACAGCACUACCUUAUCAAAGACAGUAUGCACUUCACCAACCUUUUUGUUCUGUCUACAAGUGCAGAGAGUUGCUUAGAUGAAAGCGUGGUGGGUUGAGUCUUUAAACAGUCAUUGAGAGACGAGAACAAGUAAACUUUCUGUCAGUUGCAGAAAUCUGAUUUCUCGUGUGCUGGAGACCGUUUGUGCACCUAGAGCUAAGAUGGAUGGUGAUUUGUGUCCAUGGUUCAGGUGCUCACACACAAUGUUCUUACUUUCUACUGUGGUUCAUUGACAUCUCCUGGCUCACGCUUUGAAAACUGUGCUGACUGCUUACUUACUUGACGUGCUGGCAUGUUGUCUUCUUUGGUGAUGUAUUUUAUGUCCCUCAUGUACAGUGUAAUUGUUGUACCAUAGCAUCAGUGUGUAAAGUUAUCUUCUCUAUAGAUAUCUCAAAACUGUUUAACUUUAACCUCAUUAGUUUUAUUCCUAACACCACCACCCUUCAAUUGGCUUCUCCUUUACAUGAUGAUGAGCCACAUGUAUAAUAUUGAGCAAAACAAAAUGUCAUUAUCAUCCCAGUCAAACUGCCUGUUUCAUAAUUCAUUCUUGAAUAGUUGUACUGAACUAUACAGGAGUCUUUCCAUCUGUACCCAAACACGCACACACAGAUAAACACAAAGAAACGUAAAGGCUCAGAAUGAGCGAUUGACAAUGAAAAGCCAGAAGUUAGUCAAAAGAAUGAAUUAAAAUCCUCUGUAAUAAUUAGAAAGUACAUAUAAAAUCUUUUCUUGAAAUUAGAUAGGUUCAAAUUGACAUUUUCCUCCAAGAGAAAGUUACGUGUAAUACCUAAAAUCCUGGUUGUGUGAAAACCAUAAACAAUUUUGCACUAUAUUUUUGCUAGACAUGCUGCUUAAAUUGGAGACUCAUUUUAAAAUACAUCUGGAUCAGCAACAAAAAUGUUAGGCACCUGUGUUUUAGAUGUCAGUGUACUUGUUUGCACCAGCGAAGGCAUUCGAGUUUGUCCCCCUAUGUACGCCAGUUUGUAGGGCAAGAAUGUAGAAGAUCAUAUUUUUAGCUUUUUCACAAUUUAUUACAUUUAGGACAUAGUUUGAAAUAUGUGUAUGCGAGAACGGUUGGGAAAGUAUGUAUAAAUGUGGAUAAAACUAGACUAGAAAAUAUUUAUGAUUUCCAUUCCAAUAAUUAAGUUAGUGCAGAGCACAGUCAUCUCAACUGUGAAGUGUGCACAAAAUCUGUAAAUACUCUCAGCUAUUACCAGGACCUAUGGUGCAUUUUUCAUGUCUUUACCAGUCUUUGUAGUUUUAAUUUAAAACACGUGGCAUAUCCAGGUCACUUUGGUGAAAGGACAUAAUAUAUCUAACACUUUUGAACUGGAGACUCUGUGCACUUGGAGGGUAUGUGGGGGAGGAUGGGGUAUGGUUUUGUGAGGGUUGUGGGGGAGGGCUGUGUGAAAUAAGUUUGGGUGGUGUGGGAUGUAUGAAGUGGGGAAGGGGUAUUGUGGGGUGGUAGGUGGGGCUGGUAUUUGAGUUGCAGAGGUGUUGGGGAGGAGUGUAUGUGCAUGUGGGUGUGGGUGUCUAUACAAGGUUGUAUUUAUGUCAUUUUGCUCAGUAUUUUCCCACAGUAAUUUGUCAGUGGCAACAAGUGGUACUAGAGUGACAUUAUAAGUUGUUUUCACUGUGUUUGGAGAAUGUACAAACCAAUCUGUAAAGAGUGGAAGAUGUUUUUAAUGUCUGCAGUUCAUAACUUUAUUGUAUCCGUGAUCGUGCCAGAAAAGUUUAAAAAGCUGUAUCAUUUAAAAAAAAAUGUUUAGUGAGCAUGACACAAAAGCAAAUUUUUCUGUAUAUCUCUAGGGAAGAUUACAGCCCAUUUUAUAUAUAUCUACAAGUGUGUGAGAGAAAGAGAGAAAGGUAAUCAUCAAUAAAUAUAUAACAGCUUGAUGUAACUAGAACUUUACAUUAGGAAGGCACUGACUACAAACAUUAGCAAUGAUGUACCACUUCUUACCACACAUCUGCUAUAUUGAGAUGCAUCAACUGCUGUGUGUGAGAAAAAUAAAGCAUCCACUAGCUGAAUGCCAAACUGAUCAGAUCUGUGAUCUGGAAACAUAACUGUCAAAAUACGGAGGUUUGUGGUCAUGGAAUUAUGUCCAUCAAGUGUCAGAUGCUUUUGAAGGAGCAUACAUUCUCUUGCAGCCUGAUUUACUGAAAAUAUGCCCUUGUAAAAAAUAGAAACCCUUGUUUACAUCCUAAACAUUUGGUUUAAAGUCUUGGAGACAAUAGCUCGCUGCCAUUUAGUUCAUGGCCUUCGGAUUGUCAAAGAAGUCAGGCUAGGUGGUUCUGGAAAUAAUAGUAUUAAAAACAAAAAUCAAGUGGAUGAAGGGUUCUGGACACUGUCUGCAAAGAGUUGCAAUCUCUGGAAACAAAGUCUUCUUCAUACCAAAUAGAUUAGGGUUGUGACUACUGAAACACCUGGUGUCUGAUAUAUCUGGUCAUUGCUGGAAACAAAAACUGGAUUUCUUGAGGAAAUCAACUCUGUAACCAUGCAAAGAUCCAUACAGUGGACAAAGAAAAAAGAGUUUGGUGUAUUUUUAGCAGCUAAUUUUUUUUUUAUUUAGACUCCAAGCUUCUGCUUUCGACUGUGAAAAGAAGCAUAAAUGGGUUAACUUAGCUGGUAAAUCUGAUCACUUGGAUAGAAUACCAUUAUGGAAUAAUUGUAUGUAAUGUGGAUAUUAUAUGGUGUAAGGAUUGCAUAUUGAUGGCAUUGUUCUUGGAUAAUAUGUGUGAUUAGUUAAUAUUGACAUAGUGAAAACUAAGUUAUAGAUGAAUACUUUUUGGGGUCUUCACCAUCACAAUCCUUUACAAAAUGAAUAAGGAUUUUGGAAACAGAAAGAUCCCCUUUGUUCAUUAGAAUUUGUCCCUUAACUUUCCAUUUGGCCAGUGAGAUUUAUACAUGGGUUUAACAGGUCAGUAUAUUGUGAGUUAAAACAGAUUGCUUUUUAACAAAUCUUAAGGUAUUCAGCAGGACAGGCACUAACGCCACCAAUUACAGAAGUUUAGCCUGACCAAUGCAUGUGUCCAGGUUGGUCAAUAAGCUUUGAUCAGUGAUUUUUUAUCGGUCAUAUUGCUGUCAGGGUGUCUGGACAGACAGCAAGUAGGUUACAGUCUCGUCUGUGACUGAAUGCAGUUAAGUGGCAUUGAUCCUAAGUGUUCAAAAACACCAUUCACAAUUUCUACAUAUCGGUAGGGAAGCAAUUUCCUUGUUGCAACACACAAAUCACUUUGUUGCUGUUAGUAUUUUAUUGAAUAUGGUGUAUGCAUGAAGGUAUCAUUGAGAGAUUGUGAGCUCUUAAUAUUGUUGCUGGUGCGAGGCAGCUCAGUGCGAAGUGUCAUCAAAAUAUGGUUUCAAGUAGUUUUGUGUUUACACAAAAUUUUUCACCUGUAGCUGGUAGGUAUGAUGUGGUUGCUUUUAUGACCACUGGACCAAGCAAAGGAAAUGUAGUUCUUUUAACAGUCUGUAAAAUGAGACCAUAAUGAAAAAGGCACCACCCAAAAGGAAACUAGAAACAAUUGUAUGAGCUUAUAUUUCACACAUCGCUCAUCUUCAUCACUGGUUUUUUUUCCUUCCUUGCAAUGGUUUCACCAUGCAAGGAGUUAGACCCUAGUUCUUGAAAACCUAUAGAGGAAGUUGCUUGGUUAGCAGAAAGUCUGAAAGCAUCAUUUGAACGUUUGUGAUACAUUUUUGGAAAGCAUUGUCAUUGCUUAAACGGUAGCAUUUGCAUAGCAAAGUGUAUACAUGUUCUGGGCAUAUUCAGUUCAACUGGCCUCAUCCAAUCACUUGUUUGCAGCUUGUUAUAUACUCAGUUUUGCCAGGAGAAUUACCCAAUCUGUUUUAUGUGCGGAAUUCCAUAUUCACUAAAAAAAAUACUGUCACCAGU